CAGCACCACCACCACAAGCAGAAGCAUCAUCAGCAGCACCAGCAGCAGCAACAUCAGCAGCAGCAACAUCAGCACAGCAGAAGCAGCAGCAAAAUGUGUCCACGUGUCCGGCGAGUAAACGGUUAAUUACUAAACAAUAAUUAAUUGUUCGUUUACUAUUACUUAAUGUGUUAUUGUUAACGUUGCUUUGACGCUACAGUAAUGGCAUCGUGGUAAUAGUAACAUUUAAAAAAAGGGGGUGGCAACGUGAACAUGCAUUAGCGAGAAAGAACACGUUCAACCAGUCGGAAAAUUCACGAAGCGAGAAUAAAUUGCAGCCCAUCAUUGCCGAUACGGUGAAGACUAUGGCCUGGAGAGGAGCUGGAAACGCGAUGCUGUCGACCAUUCACUCGCCCGGCCUCAUCAUGAGCUCAUCCCGUAUCGUGGCCGGGGCUCUGUUGGCUGCCCUGGGCACGGCGGCCGGGAUUUAUUGCGCGUGGAGGAGGCUCGGCUCUGCACAGGGAGGCGAGGGGACGGGCCCGGAAGACGACUGUGGUCGUGUUGGUGGUCGUGUUGAUGUUGGUGGUGGAGGAGGAGAGGUCACGGAAUUGCGGAGCGACUGUGAAGGGGAGGCGAGGUGCGAGCCGGAGUGUGCACGGGGGAAGGAGGGCGACUCGUCGGACAUCGAGUACUCCCGAAAUGCCUCGAGCGCCGGGCUCGAGACUCCUCUAGAUCUUCCGCAGGUCGCGACUGGCCCCCUCUGCGCCCUCAAGGACACACCGAGCCAGACGGUGGCUCUGGUGGAGACCAUGGGCCAGUGGAACGAAGCGGCCUCGCCUCUGCAGCGUGACCUGGCGACAUACCCGGUGCUGGGCAUGGACUGCGAAUGGGUGGUGGAGGAUGGCAGGGCGAUGCCAGUCGCCCUGCUACAACUCGCCUCGGCCAGUGGCUACUGCGUGCUGGUGCGGCUCUGCCCCCUCAACUCCUCGACCCCUUCCUCCACGACCUCCUCGUCCACCUCUCCAGAUUCUUUCUCCUCCACCGCCAUCGACGGUGCCGCGGACCUGACCAACGCGCUGCCCUCCGGCCUACGGGACCUGCUGGCCAGCAGGGCCGUUCUCAAGGCUGGUGUGGGCGUGUUUGACGACGCUCGGCGGCUGGAGAGGGACCGCGGCGUCGCCGUGCAUGGCUGCGUCGACCUUCGGCACCUGGCGAUCCGGCACGGGCGGUGCAAGGGCCGCUGGAACGGCCUGGGCCUCAAGGCGCUAGCGCUCGCAGAGCUCGGCUUGGAGAUGGAGAAAUCGGCAGAGCAGCAGCAGAGCGACUGGGAGGCACCGGAGCUCUCGGAGGCGCAGGUGAAGUACGCGGCCCACGAUGCCCAGGUGUCCGUGCGCCUGUUCCUCAGUCUGCUGGGCCGCAGCCUGCAGGCGCCGGCGAGUGACACGCUCGGCCGGAGCGACGAGGAGGAAGACUGUAGCGGCGCGAGCACCAGUGUGACGUCGGUCGACUCGGGCUGUGGCUCGGAGCUGGCGUCGCCCGCUGGCGUCACGGGGGAGUGCUGGGCGCGACUGCUGUCUCGCUGCGCGGGACUUGUCGACGUCCCCUUCAAAAAGCUGAACGUGGAGACCGUGGGGAGGCUGCACGUGCGGUCGUCAUCCAACGACUCGACGGAGAGCGGCGAUGCCGAAUCUGUGCCCGCGGAAAAUGGGCUGAGUGGCGGUGGUGCCGGCAGCUGCAGCAGCAGCAGCGAGAACAUCCACGGUGACAACAGCCUCGCCGUGAUCGGGAUUCCCAAGGUCAAGAAGGAAGGCUUCUUCUCGCCGAGGAAGUCUCCGCUCUACGACAACUGCCUGCUCAAGGCGCCGGACGGGCAGCCGCUGUCGACGUGCGACCGUAAGAAGGCGCAGUGGUACCUCAACCGCGGCAUCGCAGAGCUGGAGAGCCAAGAACCCAUGGUGGUGCGGCUGGUGUUCGAGCCGGCCGGGCGCCCGGACUCGCAGCACGACUACUACCUUGGCGUCAAGCGCAACGUGUGCGUGGUGUGCGGCCGUGCCGAGUCUUACGUCAGGAAGAGCAUCGUUCCUCACGAGUACCGCCGCCACUUCCCGCAGCAAAUGAAGGACCACCAGUCGCACGACGUGCUGCUGCUCUGCACGCCGUGCCAUGCCGCGUCGGCCGCACAUGACCUGCGCCUCAAGCGCCAGCUCGCCGACGAGUGUUGCGCCAGCGAGAGUGGCGCUGCUGCUGUCGGCCUCUUCGGGGGCAGCAGAGAAGCGGUGGAAAUGGAAGGGCCCCGCGUCACCGACGACCCCGUGCGGCGCAACGUGAGAUCGGCGGCGCGCGCGCUCCUCCGUUCGGGUUCGGCGCUGCCCCCGCACCGGCGUCGCGAGCUGCUUGGCUGUGUCCGCAGCUUCUACGCCGAGCGCUGGAGCCCCCUCGGCAGCUGCCACCAGCUGCUGCAGGAGGCCGCCAAAUUGGAGACCAGGGUGGUGAACGGGCAGCACGUGCCGCACGGGCUGCGUGUGGUGCAGGCGUACAUGCACCAGGGGCUACCCGCCCUCGCCUCCCUGGAGCGCCGCUGGCGCCAGCACUUCCUGGACACAAUGCUCCCGUGCCAUCUGCCACCCAACUGGUCCGUCACGCACAACCACGACAAGCUGAUGCUGCUGCACUUGGACCCCACCGACAGCACAACGCCGACUAAGAGCAUACCAGGAGCUAGCAAUGUUGGCACACCGUCCGGCAGUGACAAACCGGUCGCCUUCAGCACGCCAGUCAACGGCAGCACAACGGGGGCCGGUGAUAGUACGCCCACAGCACUCGGCGGCGCAUCAGCCGUCGUUGCUGACGGUGUUUGCGCCGUAAAUGGUCCAACAUGCCGCCACGCGCCUGGCACGAACUACCUGCCAGUGGAGAACUUGCGGCCUGGGCAAAUGUGACUGAGGCCAACUGUUGCCCACUUGCUGACCAACGUCUACCUCGUGUUAAAAAGCCAGCUCUGGGGCUCUGCCUCCUAUUGGGAAAGAGAAUGUCUUUUGAAGAUGGGUGACAUUUCUUAGCCUUGAGAGACUGCAUUCCAGUAGCGGCGCUGCCUACAGGCAUGGGUCGGCCUAAUUUACAGUGAACCCCAACGGGUGCAUAGAAAACUGCUGCGCCAUGCGAAUGCAUUUGCGCUGCGCCAAGUGGAAUUACGCGUAGUAAAGCAUUAAGUCGUGUGUUUACAGUGUUUGAGCUCAAUGGGAAAUCGAUUAUAUAAACUUGAAAUUAUUUGAAUUCUGUAACAGUCAGUGGAAUUUUUACAGCCUAUUCAACUGUAAAUAGUAAUACUGCUUCUGUAAGAAAUACCCGAACUGUGACACGUCUUCAUACAAGUCAAGUGUAAAAGCAUGUAAAAAUAAAUCCUUAAAAGGCAAAAUAUGAAUGU
Messenger RNA from Lethenteron reissneri (Far Eastern brook lamprey), 3403 nucleotides. RefSeq names its product exonuclease 3'-5' domain containing 2 (gene EXD2). Gene Ontology annotation, molecular function: 3'-5' exonuclease activity; nucleic acid binding. NCBI's taxonomy places the organism in Eukaryota, Metazoa, Chordata, Hyperoartia, Petromyzontiformes, Petromyzontidae. Gene Ontology annotation, biological process: nucleobase-containing compound metabolic process. Gene Ontology annotation, cellular component: cytoplasm; nucleus. The record is from RefSeq and is a predicted model, not a curated record.